This is a messenger RNA of Diversispora eburnea, 1338 nucleotides long. Lineage: Eukaryota; Fungi; Glomeromycota; Glomeromycetes; Diversisporales; Diversisporaceae. The record is from the annotation of a GenBank genome assembly.
AUGGCGGAUACGUUCAACGAUAAAAAAAAUUUUACUUCAAACGAAUCCCAAGAUACCAUAAUAAGAAUGUGGAUUCUCUUUGAGGGUAAUACAGAACCCACUAAGCUAAAAGCUGAUGUAUCUAAAGUUACGGACUUGGAUGAUUUAAAAUAUAAACUCACGAAUGAUUUCAACAUAUUGAAAGAUGUCGAACCAUCAAAAAUUAUAUUUUUCAACCACAAUGAUCGUAGCACACCUAUUCCACCAGACGCUCUUCUACAACCUCUGGCUGACGAUACAACAGCUAAAUCUCCACUCGUUGUACGCUACCCGAUAUCAGAUUCGAGCAUCGUAGUAAGAUUCAGAUUUUUGCAAAAUCUUAGCGACUGCCGAAUACCCCAUUCCAGUGGGUUGUGGGAACUACUUCGAGAAGAAGUUAGGGAAAAGUUCGAUAGACUGGCAACAACUGACUUUAUUUAUAUUGUUAAGAAAAACUCAAAUGCCUUAAACUCCUCAGAAGAGGAAAUCAGAAACGAAUAUCAACUUAUGAAUUUAAUAUCCCAAACAAAGCCAAAUGAAUUAAAUGAACGCAUUUUAAAUCUAAAAGUACGAAUUAAAGGGAAGAAGGCGUUUGGCGAUUGGAGUUUUAAAGAAGUGGCUAGAGAGAUUUAUAACGAUAAUUUUGACAGUCUUCGUACCAUGCGAAAAUUUGACAUCAAAGAUCUUCCCGAAUUAAGCCCACCAAUAAGUGAAGAGGAAGUUAAAUAUUUUAUUAAACAGCUCAAAAAAAAGGCAUCGGCAUUCAAAAAUUGUGUCAACACAAAUGAAGCCACAGUACGCGAAUACAUUUCAAUUUUUAUGACUGAAGCAGUUUAUCAUAUUCAACAAUAUAAAGAUUCAACAACAACAUUAAGCGUGGAGUCCGAACUUGAAGGAUCUCGAGGCUAUGGUAAUUUGGAUUAUGAAGUCGAUGUACAAGAUGUUCCUGUACUAAUUAAUGAGGCUAAGAAUUUAGAUAUGGAAAAGGGAGUUGCUCAAAAUUUGAUACAAGUUCAUACUGCGGCCGAAAAAUUGUUAGGGAAACGAAAACGUGAGCAAGUGGAUUCUGAUUCUUUGUUACCUCCAAUAAUGUUUGGUAUAGUAACAACAGGAAAUAUUUGGCGAUUUAUCCGUUGGUCUGGAACAUUACAAUCUCCAAAAGCUGAAAUUUCUCUCGCGAUUGUAUGUGAUCUUUGUGGUGGUAAUUAUCAAGAUGUAAAAAUUGUGUUAUUAUAUAUUGCACGAUUAUUGCAAGCACAGGCUGAUGCAUUAGAAAAUAAUCAGGAUAAAGAACGAGACAAUAAGCGUCAUAAAAAAUAG